Marmota monax (woodchuck) is the source of this 9418-nucleotide messenger RNA. It is a transcript of the gene Lsamp, whose product is annotated as limbic system associated membrane protein. The record is from RefSeq and is a predicted model, not a curated record. The transcript has 9 exons. Bases 486 to 1571 code for a protein of 361 amino acids. Lineage: Eukaryota; Metazoa; Chordata; Mammalia; Rodentia; Sciuridae. Gene Ontology annotation, cellular component: neuron projection; plasma membrane. Gene Ontology annotation, biological process: homophilic cell-cell adhesion.
GGAGGAGGGGGAGAGAGACUCUGAGCUGCCUCUGCCGCUGCUGCGUGGCAGUUUCUUUACACUCCCUGGCAGCUUGGAGCCGGCUCCCUCGCCGGCCUGGGAAAGUGGGUUACACAGGGAAGGAGCUCAGCUCCGACGCUGGCACAGGAGCAUCCAACCACAGAGAGACCAGGGAAGCACCUCUGCCUUUGGAAAGCACCUCAUCCUUUCUAGAGGGUUUUGCAUUUGUACUCUCUGUUGAAAUUUUGUUCCUUGGACUUUUCCCCUCACCCCUGCUAGGAUUUUAUGAGGGCUUUGUUAAGACUUAGAGGGAAAAGAGACUGAGCGAGGUGAAGAGUGGCAAAGUGGAAGGGGCCACAAACUGGAGAAGCCCGACCUGCCUGGGCGGUUGAUGACAGCCCGGUGUUAGUAAAGCCCCUCUCCGCUGCGAGCAGCGCGCACAACCCUCGGAGCACCCCGCGGACCCGCACCUCGCCUUGGCCACCAUGGUCGGGAGAGUUCAGCCUGAUCGGAAACAGUUGCCGCUGGUCCUACUGAGAUUGCUCUGCCUUCUUCCCACAGGACUGCCCGUUCGCAGCGUGGAUUUUAACCGAGGCACGGACAACAUCACCGUGAGGCAGGGGGACACGGCCAUCCUCAGAUGUGUUGUAGAAGACAAGAACUCAAAGGUGGCCUGGUUGAACCGUUCUGGUAUCAUUUUUGCUGGACAUGACAAGUGGUCUCUGGAUCCCCGGGUUGAGCUGGAGAAACGCCACUCUCUGGAAUACAGCCUCCGCAUCCAGAAGGUGGAUGUCUAUGAUGAGGGUUCCUACACAUGCUCUGUUCAGACACAGCAUGAGCCCAAGACCUCCCAAGUUUACUUGAUCGUGCAAGUUCCACCAAAGAUCUCCAACAUCUCCUCGGAUGUCACUGUGAAUGAGGGCAGCAAUGUGACUCUGGUCUGUAUGGCCAAUGGCCGCCCUGAACCUGUUAUCACCUGGAGACACCUUACACCAACCGGAAGAGAAUUUGAAGGAGAAGAAGAAUAUCUGGAGAUUCUUGGCAUCACCAGGGAGCAGUCAGGCAAAUAUGAGUGCAAAGCUGCCAAUGAGGUCUCCUCAGCGGAUGUCAAACAAGUCAAGGUCACUGUGAACUAUCCUCCCACCAUCACAGAGUCCAAGAGCAAUGAAGCCACCACAGGCCGACAAGCUUCACUCAAAUGCGAGGCUUCUGCAGUACCCGCGCCUGACUUUGAGUGGUACCGGGAUGACACCAGGAUAAACAGCGCCAAUGGCCUUGAGAUCAAGAGCACGGAGGGCCAGUCCUCCCUGACGGUGACCAACGUCACUGAGGAGCAUUAUGGCAACUAUACCUGCGUGGCUGCCAACAAGCUGGGGGUCACCAAUGCCAGCCUAGUCCUUUUCAAGCGUGUUUUACCCACAAUCCCCCACCCCAUUCAAGAAAUUGGCACCACCGUGCACUUCAAGCAAAAAGGACCUGGGUCGGUGAGAGGAAUAAAUGGAUCCAUCAGUCUGGCCGUACCACUGUGGCUGCUGGCAGCAUCUCUGCUCUGCCUUCUCAGCAAAUGUUAAUAGAAUAAAAAUUUAAAAAUAAUUUAAAAAACACACAAAAAUGCGUCACACAGGAUAUAGAGAGAGAGUGGGAGAGAGAGAGAGAGAGAGAGCGCGCGAUGGGGGGAGACUGUUUAUUUCACAACUUUGUGUGUUUAUAAAUGAAGGGGGGAAAUAUGAAAAUGAAGACGAAAAUACAACAUUGGAAACAAUUUUAAAGUCCAUCAAUAAAAAUUUGGUAUGAUCAGGGUGGGAAAAGCUCUAUCAGGAUGUGUGUAUAUCUACUAAGGAAAUGAAUGCCGUGCUAAGGACAUCCAGAUGUUGUAAAAACAGGACAAGUAAAGAAGUACCAGAUGGAGACUGACUCCCCCACGCACACUUAUCCUUCCUUCCUUCAUCUUUCGUCAUCUGUGGGGAAAAAAAUAAGGUCUUGCCUUUGGUGUUAUACUUCCAUAACUUUCUAUUGUGUUUUCCAUUCAAGCUGACCUGUAGCCAUUUCAGACUCUCCAUAGAGUCUUAUGUUCAGCCUUUUAUCGGACUCUCUUGCCUCUGCUAUCUCUCCAACUUUUGAGAUCAUCCCCUCUCCCUCCAGAGUGUUCUAUCUCCCACGCUCAUUCCAAAUAGUCCCUUUUUGCCCACCCACCCCAACUCUCUUCACCCCCUCCAACCGCCCCCUGAGCACCAAUCACGCCGCAAAUGCUAGGAAGUGCCAUUUUAAUUUUCUCCACUGUGUGCGUGUGCUCAAGUCUCUCCCUCUCACGUGGGUGUACAUGUGUGUGAGCGUGUGUGUGUCUCUCUCUAAAGCAUGCCAAGGGAAUGGUCCAUGUGUACAUAGACUCAUCGUGCUGUAGAUACUGUCCUGCAUUGUAAUUGUGAGAUGCGGCUGUAACCAGUUGCUGGGGGAGAUGGCAGGGAGGGAGGCAAGGAGCAGAGGCCUCCCCUGUCCACGCCUGUCACAUGACAUCAGUGUGUAUUCAAACCAAGUUGUGCCCCUUCCAAGGGCAGGACCCCAUAUUCCUCCCAAUCCCAUCAUCAGAAUCUAGUCAGGAGUCACUCAGAAUAUCACUGUAAAUGAAAGUGCCUACCAUUGAUGGGGUGAGCAAACAGUGGGGAAAAAAAAUUAGUGAUGGGGAUGAAAUGGCCUAGGAGAGAAGGUUUCUGAUUUCACUCUUAUUUCAUGAGUUUGAGGGAUUCAUAUGUUUUCCGGUGUUUAACAGGCUGAGCCCUGCUCUGCUGCAGGGCUGAUCAACAUAUAUUGAACAAAUCCCCAGAAACAGAAAGUGUUAUCUCCCAUCUGGAGAAUGAUGAGCCACAUGGAGAUCCUAAGCAAUCCUGUUUUGCCUCCUCCCUAACCUUCAAAUAACAUGAAUUUGCCCCAUGGAUCCCCCUGAGCAGAGAUUGUUUCCUCUUUCAGAUCAAUACAGUGAGAGUGAGCAAGACAGGCAAAGUAGACAGAUGCCCAAAUCCCAUCCCAUGUUCUGAAGAUACUGUCAGAGCAUUAAGAAAAAACAUUGGCUAUACCAAAAGGGAAUUCAUUCCUUAAGAUCCUUUGCAGAUUUUUGUUCUGAUGUUCUUGGCUAACUCUUGAUUUAGCCAUGCAUGUCAUCCCCCUGCUGCUGUUCCACUGAUAUCUGUAGGACCACACUUUUUUUUUUUUUUUUGGUACCAAGGAUUGAACCCAGAGGCACUUAACCCUGAGCCACAUCCCCAGCCCUUUUAUUAUAUUUUAUUUAGAGACAGGGUCUCACUGAGUUGCUGAGGCUGGCUUUGAACCCCCAAUCCUCCUGCAUCAGCGUCCCAAGCCGCUGGGAUUACAGGUGUGUGCCACUGUGCCUGGCUGUAGCACCACUCUUCUUGAUGAUUCAUCAUUAUCCUAGACCAGACCACUAGAAAUUGCAUUAUAUUCACCUUUCCUGCUCUAUUUAAAUUUAUGUCUCUGAGAAUCAUCUGGAUAUUCACACUGAAAUAAGAGCUCAUUUCUUCACCAGAAGAUCUGAGCAACUUGUAAUUAAUUUAGGCAGAAAGUGUCUGAAUACCACAAAGCUUGGCAUUACCGCAUCACCAUAGGUCUUACAGGGAGAGCUGGCACUCUGCAUAUAGACUUCUUUGUCUACAUGAAACCAACUGCUGUUCUGUUAGACUAUAGGAUGCACUGGAAAUGGUCAGCUCAUGACGGGGAAGAGGAUUAUUGUUGAGGUCAUUAUUGAAAGCAAUCCCACAGAACAAAUGUGGCAGCUCAUCAAGUUUUCAAAUCUUGAUAAUAGCUGAGACAUGAUAUUAAAUGAAAAACUUCAUUAGCAGAAAGAGGAAGGAAGGAAAGAAAGAGAGAAGUAGGGAGAGAGAAGGAAGGAAGAAAAGAAGGGAGGGAGGGACAGAUCUGAGAAUAUUUAAAAAUCUCUUCUAGGUGGUUCUAUGGUUUGUUUUGGAUGCAUAUCACAUUCUUCUUUUAGGAUUUUGCUGUUUAGAAUUGAAAACAGAGGACAAAUUGGACAUGGCAGUAAGAGUACUUAUGGCAGAUCGUGAGAUAGGACAGAAAUUCUUAUCCAAGAAGGCAGCUAGUCAAAUACAGGGAAAGCGAGCCAUACUCCUAUGCAGCAUCAAUUUAUUGACAAUCAGGGAUUUCUCUAACAGUUUGGUCUUCUUUGUACAGGAACAAAGGUUAUUACCUUUGAUGGUUGAAGAAGCUGUCAUACCCUUAAGUAGAAACCAAGAGAGCACAUGGUGAUUGAAAGAUACAGGAAGAGAAAAAGAGCAGGAAUUGAUUUCAGUACCAUUCAUUAUCAGUUUCAGGAACAGAGCCUGUGGCAUAUUACAAGCUUUAAUGCCCAGCAGGCCUUUUUACUGUUUCUACCUUAUCAUAAGGACCAGGUUAGUGGAAGGAGCAUGUCCAUUGGAAGAAAUGUCUUGGCCAUUGCUCUCUUGGUUUUUAACAUGGUGGACCAUAAAUUAAACAUACAUUUUCAAAAUAUGGUAUUUGCCUAUAUCUAGCAGGAUCUGGGAUUUGCAAAACUUUGCUACUUGCUCCUCUUUCAUCAUUGGCCCUAGAAAUCUCAUAAGUUUAACAAUGUCUCUAAGUAACUUGGGGAAUGGAGGGAAAGAUAGAUUGGAGAAAGUCUCAACACAAGAUUUCUUGGAAUUGAGUUCAUCAUAUUGCCAUAACUUCCUCCCUCAACCCCCAGCAUCUUGUCCUUUGAUAAUCAAAGCACUGAAAAACACCAAUUAUUUGGAAAUACCAUAUUGAGAGAAGUGGAAAGCAUCUAAUAAUGUUAAUGGCUAAUACAUUUUGCAUGCUUUUCAUACAAAGUGAAACUCUACCAUUCACAAAAUAAGAUCCUUAGCCCCAACUUUCAGUGAUGUGGAAAUUACCUUGACCCAGGGACUUCUUGAAGGAUGAGAACUAGCCUAGGUUUCACAACUGCAGAAUUGUAAUUAGACUCUCUGUUCAAUUCUUCAUCAAGAGGCCUUGCUUUAUUGGAGGACUUUUUUGGUUUUGUUUGUUUAAGAUAUAAAAUCCCUCUGUCCUAAAAGAACUAAGGCAUAUGGAAAAGUGGAUGUGUUUUCUGUUGGGAAGGAUUGUUCUAUCGGCCUUUUCCAGAAGAAUUCUUGAACUUGAACUCUCCCUUGCUAUGGGCUUUUUAAAAAUAAUAAUAAUAAUAAUAAUAAUAAUAACAAUUAUUAUUAUUAUUAUUAUGUGAUCAGACAACUGGGGCUAUUUAUAGAGACCUUGUAAAAGUACUCGUGAUUUUCAUGUUCUUGGAGGGCAGAAAUAAAAAUCUGUUUCCCCUCCAAAAAUGGACUUACCUCCUUUGCACAUAAAGACAAAACUCCUCAGCAUAAAAUGAUUUGAGUUGUUACCCACCAAGUUGUUAACCUUCUUAUCUAGAGUUGCAGGCACAAUCCUGAACUGAUUAGGGCUCCACCAUUUCUCUGGGUUCGUCUCCCUGAAUUCCUCAUUUUGUUCUUUGCAGGCUUUGAAUUAUUUGUGGAAAAAUAAUAUAUGUGUGUAUGUAUUUUUUUAAUCUUAUCUUUACAGAUGCUAUAUUUACAAUAAUGUAUGUAUUAUAAGAAAAAUUUAGAAUAACAGCUUAAACUUAAAAGAAGAAAGUGCAGAAUUUGGUUUAUUUAAAGAAAAAAAGAGCUAUGUUUCAUAAGGAAAGGCAUGGAGACCCAUUUUUUUCCCACUUUUAAAUUGUUUGCUGACAGAUCAAAUACUAUGGGAAUAACCAUGUCCUCAUUUUUUUCUUCAUCUUUGUAAGCUUUUAGCCUGGAUUUAGUCUUGGUCCCCAGUAAGUAUCAAUUUCUACAGCGAGUGUAAUGCUGUAUCUGGCCUAAAAACUAUUAAACAUUUUAAGACAAAUAAGCAGACCACAAAAAUAGUGAGAUAAGACCCUGAGUUAAGAAGCACAAAUCUAGUUUAGGAAACCCCAUUCUUUCUUCAGUAUUUAAAAUAUUUCUCCUCCAAAGACCAAUUGCCCCAGUAAUGUAAAUUUUCCAUCAUGGUUGGCACCCUAUCCAUAAACAUCUCACUAAAUGCAAAAUGGAGUUUACAUUUAUGUGCAUACUAGUGGAGGAGAAGUAAACUAUUCUCAUUUGCAUUUAGCUAUGCUGUUCAAAUGUCGCCAACUGAAAUUCAAAAAAGAAUUUGUUUUCACCCAGCAAAGUACAUCACUUUCCUCUUGGCAAGGAAGCUGGUGUUAACAUUAGGUUUAGGUUUAACAUUUACACCAGCGAAUGUUUAUGGAUAUUGUGGGAAACGUAUUUUAAAAUCUUGAUUUCUUUUCAGCGCAUUUACAUACUGUGUGCUGAUUAAUAAAUUAGGGACCAAUCAUGUGUAAAUCAAUGUAAAUCACUAGUUUAUGUACAUAAUACAAACGAUGUAAACUUCAUUUUUCAUGCAGAGGCCAAGUUCAGCUAAACCCAUAAAUGUUAAAGGAAAAAAAAAUCAAAUAAAGUAAAACCAAAGCAAGUCACAGGUCAAAAUGGGAAGAAGUAGGAACAGAAUGCCCAAACGCAAGGUUGUCUCAGCCAAAGGAAAUAGAGGACAGGGGCACCUACAGGUUUCCAUGAUGAUGCAGUCACAGUUACGGGUUACCUUCUUGUUCCUUCAAGACGUAAGUGCAGAUUCUCCCAGCUGUCACCAUCAUUUUCUCACGGGAUCCUCCAGCAAGGGAGUAAAGAGUAAGAGAGUGUUUGAGGGCUCCUGGGCCUAUUUCAUCAGCUCUCAGGCAUCUGGUUAUUUCUCCCUCACCCCAAAUCCAAGGAAGUCAGCCAUACCUUGGUGAGCACAAUACUACCCAGUUUCUGUUACCCACUCAAUAAAAGCAUUGGGAAAGCUUCUCUGUCAUCUGAAUUCUAAUAAAUUGUUAGGUAGAAGAAAUAGGUGACAUCCUUGAGAAAUAUCUUGGUGAGUCAUCUUCGAAAAAAUAACUGCCUUUGCUUUAUCUAAUACUCUUGUGUUCCAACACAUCUAUACUGAAUUCUACAAAUAAAGGACAGAAUCACUUCAUUUUGGAGUCUCUCUCUCAGGCAUUAUCUCUUACAGUCUUUCUGAUGUGCCUGAUGUGUUUAACAGAAAUAUAUAUAUAUAUAUAUAUAUAUAUAUAUAUAUAUAUAUAUAUCCCUUUCCUAUAAUCUGAACAAUUGGUAGAUUACAGAUCCCUAAAAAAAAAAAAAAAAUGACUUCAGGAACCACAUGAAUGUUCUACCAGAACUGUUCUUGAAAGAAAUUUAGGUCACAUUAACAUGAGACUCAAAGUGCUCUCUGCCUCCUAAGAUAAGUGAUAACUUGAAAGUAGAGGUGUAUUGGAUUGGGAGUCAGGAAAAUUGCUCUGUAAACCGAGGUCUAGUCAUAAAAGAGCUGUAUGACACUAGCAAGCCAUUUAACUUUCCUGAAUCUUGGUCUUCUCACCCUGAAAGUGAGGUAUUUGAAUGACAUCUUUAGAAUCCCUUUUGCCUCUAAACUUGGAUCCUGAAUAAGAAUUUAAUACUCAGUGCUGUGCUCACCUAACCGUUCGUUCUAAGCUGCUGUUUGUCAUCUCCAGUUUGAUCUCAUAACCUUCAUCCUAGCAUCUCCAUUUCAAAAUCUAAAACUUUCUAGGGAACAGGGUCUCAGGACUGACUCUAUAAUCCUCUUCUGACCAAAACUUCUUAGUGAUCUAGAGAGGUGAUAUAUUCAGAAUAAACUGAGGGCUUUGAAAUAGCUAGGGCUGUUUCCUUGUUUAUAAUAUUAUAAAAUCUAACUGUUGAACUAUAUCCUAAUGACCUUUCAUAGGAAGGAAAAUAGCCAGAUUGGGCAUUAUGCAUGUAACAAAUGAGGAAGUUGUGCAUAUGAAAGGAAACAUCGGUUUUCUUUCAUCCUGGGCCAAGCGCCUCAUUAUAGUAAACGUGUGUCCUUGGAAACUCUUGGCUUGUGCUGAUGGCAGUAAGCAUGUGGUCUGAGGCAAGUUCAAUAGGCUGGUCUGUGAGAAACAGACAAGACAAUACAUCUUUUUUGGGAGAGAAUUUCUCAUGGGAUGAGUUUCCUGAACUUGAGUUACAAGCUGUGAAAUCAGGCAGGUGGAUGGAGAGCAAACAGGCCUCGUUUUUUUAAAAAGUACAGGUCUGUGCUGUUUAAAGAAGAUAAACUGAAAAUAAGACCAAAAUAAACACAUUUUGAAAGGCCACGGUUGAAGACACAAAAAGCUGUCGUAAAAGCGGAAAUCAAAUGUGAAAGUCAAGCUCUCUGAGAAGAGGUUUUACAGGAAGGAUGGUUUUUGAGGCAGUGAAGGAGGAAUUAUUUUCUUGUGCCAUGUUGUGGGGUGGACUGAGCAUAGCCUCACUUAUCCCAAACUAUCCUAGACGCUCAGCUUAGCAUCUGUCCAAAGUGAUCUUUUCAUUUAAUGCCUGAAAGAACUGAAGGAAUUUGAGUGUCCCGGCACUGAAGAGCAGGAUUUAUUCAUGAUUUUCCAAGUGAUGCACUAGCAUCACUUGGUGUAGCUAAGGAUGUAUCGGGACUUAAGGUACUCAUGAAGCUCUCUUGAAGUGGGAAUAACCCCCAUCCCCCACCCCUGCUCCCAUCCCUUGGCCCACAGGACAACUCCCCAUUUCCACAGUUAUGUCACAUUUACCUCUUUUGGGUGGUGCUCCUGAAUCCACUCCUACAGCUAUACUCUUCUUUGAAUAAGCCCUCUCUAUGUAAAGCCAGGCACAGUAAAAAUCUGCUUCUUGCAAAUGAAGAAAACAUUUGGAACCACUAGCUUCAGGAACUGAUCCCAGGAUAUCAGGAGUCUUUUAUGAACCCACUUCCCUAAGUCUUGAGAAUGUGAAUGGUUUCUUCCUGGCAAGUUGUGGCCAAGUUCUGCUCCCUAAGUAUUCACUGGGAGGGAGGAGGCUGAAGGGAGGAGGUUGCAGGGGGAGAGAAGCAGAGGAUACCUCCAGCCUCUUCUCCUCACCCUGCUUCAUCCUUUCCUUCUCUCUGCUCUACUGAAGGGUGUAAAAAUCCUGCCCUUGGUUAGAAUUCUCCUUAUUAACAGUGUUAUAUACAUAUAAAUAUAUAUAUAUAAAUAUAUUCCUUUUUUCAGCCCUGUAGACAUGAACUGAUCUUCCCUUGAUGAUACAAACACAUGGCCAUUUUUUGGUUUGGGUUUUUUGUUGCUCAAGGUAUUUUAUUUUUGUUUAUUGGGUGGAUUUUUUUCCCUGGAUACUAGCUCUGUGAAGGAAAAUAAAAAGCGCAGUGUGUGUUUAAAAUAAUCAAAAUUAAAAAAAAGCUUUUUUUUUCUUUUCUUUUUAAAUGUAUUUAAAUUCUGUUUCUCUCUUCUGUUACUUUACACGUAUGAAUGCUCUGCUCUUCUGUGAACUUAAAACAAAAUGAAAUAAACGUGAAAAGGAGA